AUGAUCUUCGACUUUGCUGAGCAUCACAAAAAUUUAAAACAGAACCCUAACUACUCCAUUUCUUCUCAGAUAUUGCAGAAAUGUGAAUGGACCAUCGGAGGAACUGGCCACGUCUUCACGGAUAAAAACACAGACCAGCCCUUUAUUGGAAUUGCUGUUGUACAAAUCCUUGACUUCAGGCUGCAAUGCAGUCCGACAGGCAGCUUUGUAAAGCCGGAAUAUGGUACCUUGGAUAAAGCAAAGUACCAGUUCAUGGGCGGAAGACCCCACAAUGCCAAUGGGUUUAAUGAGGACUUUGCGCGACUUCAUACACUUCUCAACAAUAUCGAGAACCUCAUAGCCCAGACUCAGCGCAAAAAGGAUAUGCUACCAGACAAACAAAGUAUCAGAUUUGCUCGAAACAUAUUUGAAAAAAGGGACAUUCCUGUUCCUGAUUCACCUACUGCGAGCAGAAAAACUGUUUAUCUUGAGGAUAUCGAGAAUGAUACUGGUCCAUUGCAAUCUACUGGUAGCAAGUCGAAGGAGAAGUUAGAAAUGGACAAGGAAACCGCCAAUUGGCCAGUAGACGAUGAAUAUUGUCAAUAUCUUGACCCUAUCAAAGCCCACUUCAAAGCAGUGCCUCUCCGGGUCUAUGACGAAGAAAACCAUUUCGUGGAGCCUGAAAACGUUAAUAACGUGCUGCGAAACGCAGUUGUGGAGGUCCACUUCACUCUCCAUCAUACAUAUCUUGCUAAAUCAUCGCCUCCACAAGAUUCUUUCCGUGCCAACAUCGAGCAAAUGAUGAUAUUAAAAAGAGGUAAACCUAUAGCAGCCAUAUACACAUCAGAUCCUAGGUCAGGUCCUGUUAGGACCGCGAUUCAUCAUACUCCUCCUCCCGCCGAAGAACCGACUGCCAAGAAACUGCAUGUCGACGAAGCUGCCGAAAAAAAAGGGAAGGAGAAAGCAACAGAUAUCUAA
Messenger RNA from Suillus clintonianus, 957 nucleotides. RefSeq lists its product as uncharacterized. Lineage: Eukaryota; Fungi; Basidiomycota; Agaricomycetes; Boletales; Suillaceae. The transcript is spliced from 2 exons. The record is from RefSeq and is a predicted model, not a curated record. The coding region runs from base 1 to 957 and encodes 318 amino acids.